Messenger RNA from Heterobasidion irregulare TC 32-1, 2358 nucleotides. RefSeq lists its product as uncharacterized. The transcript is spliced from 2 exons. The record is from RefSeq and is a predicted model, not a curated record. Gene Ontology annotation, biological process: regulation of transcription by RNA polymerase II. Lineage: Eukaryota; Fungi; Basidiomycota; Agaricomycetes; Russulales; Bondarzewiaceae. Bases 1 to 2358 code for a protein of 785 amino acids. Gene Ontology annotation, molecular function: transcription cis-regulatory region binding. Gene Ontology annotation, cellular component: nucleus.
AUGGUUUGUGGUCUGAUUCUGGGCGUAUAUACAGACGCCGGCUGGCUGCGACCAUGGCCUCUCCUCCCUCCCGCCUUCGUUUGCCACCCGCGCCCAUUCCUUCCUUCGCUCCCGGCUCGAGUCCGCCCCAGCUGGCCCCGCCUCGCUCCGGCCCGCGAUCCACGACCGCGCACACACACAUCCCCCGCCCUCCUGCCCCCCGCACCCGCCGCCAAGCUGGCCUGCUUCACCAUCUGCACCUUCUUCUCCUGCUCCGUCCUCGUCCUCUACCUCCACUACACCGCCCUCCACCUCGACGCCCCCGCCCUCCUCCCCGCCCUCCGCACCAUAGUCGACGGUAAAGGCAACGGCGGGGACGACGACCGCGCCCGCGCACGCUCAUACAUCGACGCGUGCAGGGCCGACCACGCCCGCGUCCUCCGCCAGGUCUCCGCGCGCAUCGACAUCCGCCUCGCCUUCGUCUUCCGCCUCCACUCCGCCUGCCCGUUCGCGUCCACGUCCGCCGCGCAGAACCCCGCGCGCAUGCCAGACGCCGCGCGCGUCUACUACGACCUCUCCUUCCUCCUCGCCGCCGCAGCCCGCGUCCUCGGCUACACGGGCUACCUCAUCAGCGUCGGCACGUGGCUCCUGCCCUUCCCCAAGCCGCUCCCGCCCCCGCCCCCGCUCCCGCCCCCAACGCGCGCCCUCGCCAACCCCGCCCGCCCGUCGAAACCCCGCACGCGCGCGCCCCCGCCGCACGCGCACACCGCCCCGCUUCCCUUCCCCCUCCCGCUCCCCACCAUCACCAUCACCACCACCCCGCCCCCGCAGCACACGCGCGCGCUCACCGAGCCACCACCGCCGCCACCACCAUCGCCACCACUACCGCGCCUCCCCUCUCCCCCGCCCCCGCCCAAACAAAAACCGCGCGCCCGAUGGAUGCCCAAGCCAAAAUCCAAACCGACCUCCCCAGCGCGCCACGUCUCCUUCCACGAGCCCACCACCGGCCCCGGCCCCGCCGCCGCCGCCGCCUCGUCCUCGUCGUCGUCAUCGAGCACGCCGCCGCUCCCGCCACUGCCCCUGCCACCGCCACCGCCCCUCUCGCCCCCGCCACGCAGCCCGCCGUCCUCCGCGUCCGCACACUCCUCAGACGAGACCCUCGCGAGCAGCUCCGCCGCCGCCGCCGCCGCCGCCGCCGCCCCGUCCGCGCAGCAGCAGCAGCACACCGGAGCAGCAGACCGCGCCGCGGAAGCGAGGGAGCGCUCGCGCUCGCGCGCCCGCGCGCUGAGCAUGCGCCUUGCGCGCCCGUGGCGCAAGCGGCCGUCGAGCGCGGGGUCGGCGGGUACGACGGGGUCGGCGGGGACGGCGGGGACGGGGACGGCGGGGACGGGGACGAGCGGGGAGGGAGGGGCGUCGGAGCUUGGGGAGCGGGUGGCGCGCAAGCGGCGGUCGGCGGACCACGCGCACGCGCGCGAGGAGGGGCACGAGCGGGAGCGGGAGCGGGCGGAGGCGGAGGCGGAGGUGCGGCGCUCGGCGACGUUUGGCGGGCGGCGGGACGCGGGGCUGGGUGAGGUGGCGGUUGGGGCGGGGCCGGGGCCGGGGCCGGGGCUGGGGGAGAGCGCGCGCGAGCGCGGGAGGUUCGCGUGGAGGCUGCGGCGCGCGCGGACGAGCGGUUGGACGACAGAGCGGGAUGGCGCGAGCGCGAGCGCGAACGCGAACGCGGAGACGUCGCCGUCGCCGUCGUUGUCGUUGUUGCCGCUGACGCUGCCGCAGGCGGUUGCGAGCCUCGGUGGGCACGCGACUGCGCCAGCCACGCCAGCCACGCCAGCCACGCCGGGGCGCACGACGGUCGCACUGCCCUCCGCGUCUGCGCCUGCAGCGACGGCAGCGACGGCGGCACCCACGGCACCCACGGGAGCACCCGCGGGAACACCCACGGGAGCCACGGCGCCGCCCAAAACCCCGCGCUCGCCCCCGCACCGGCGCCUCUCCGCGCUCCUCGCGCAGAUCCCGCACCCGCCGUCGCCUCUGCACGCGCUCGCGCACGUCCACCACCACGGGCUGCACGCGCAGCAGCAGCAGCAGCAGGAGCACCAGCACCAGCAGCACCAGCACCAGCACCAGCAGGCGCAGCUGCCGCGGCGGACGCAGCCGUACGGGCCGCCGUAUAACGUGCUGCCGCCGGGCUUUGGGGACUGUGAUGUGGGGGGGUACGUGGAGGCGCGGAGGAGGAAGCGGGCGUCGGCGCCUGUGGGUGCGAAGGCGGGUGCUGGGGAGGCUGGGAAGGGCGAGAAGGCGGAGAAGGCGGAGAAGAGGGAGGGGGGGAGGAGGAGUUUGGAGGGGGGCAGGGGGCGGGUGGGGAGGGUGGGGGUCGCGUGA